AUGCUGCUCAUCUUACAUACAUUACUAUUCUACGGUAUUCAAGCACAGACUCUCAGCCUCCAACCAGGUGAUGUUCAAGGAUUUGAAUACACAACGAAAAAUGGCGACAUCGCUGAAGUAUUUUUGAACAUACCAUAUGCUGCACCUCCAGUCGGUGAAUUGAGAUUUGAGAAGCCAUCUCCUCCAAUUCCAUGGAAGGGUAUUCGUAAUGGGACUGCUUUUGGGGCCACAUGUCAUCCACAUGCUUAUCAAGCCGCACUUCAACCGCCACCCAACGAAGACUGCUUGACGCUGAAUAUUAUUCGACCAAAGAAGGAGGCUCCAGAAAAAGGUUUUCCCAUCCUUGUUUGGGUGCAUGGUGGUGGCUACGAAAUUGGAUCGGCUAGUCUUUAUGGCUAUAAAGGAUUUGCUGAUAUAUACAUACCAGAUGAUAUCGUUGUUGUUACCAUACAGUAUCGCGUUGGAGUAUACGGGUUUUUCUCCACUGGUGAUUCACGUAUACCUGGUAAUCUUGGAUUAUUUGAUAUGGCAGCAGCUUUCAAGUUAAGUAAUGCUAACUUUGGCGGUGAUCGCUCACGCAUUACAGCUUGGGGUUUGAGCGCAGGAGGUAGCGCUGUUGGACAGUUGGCCCUUAGUCCCAUUACAAGAGACUAUAUCGCUGGUUCCAUUGAAAUGUCUGGAUCUCCUUGGGCUUACUGGGCUUUGGGAUCUGCGGUAGCGAACGAUUCGCUCAAACUUGCUGAGACCUCGAUUGUUGCAAAAACUGUAAAUGCUUCAUUACAUGGCUAUACGAAAGAUGGACUGGGCUGUAUCAAAUGGGGACCCGUCAUCGACGGGGAAUUUUUGCAACAUCCAGACGAGAUGACAAUCACUGCUCCUCCAAAACCGUCAAUAGUCGGGGUCUCAAACAAGGAUGCGUCAUUCUUCACCAUAAAAGGCCUUUCGCCCUAUAUUCACAAAUUUGGCGUAAAACCAGAGGAUUUUCGCAAAUUCGACAGGAACAAGCUGAUACAGACACUUGAGAAACUUAUCGGCAAUUAUUAUAAAAAUUACACAGCCUCUGUGCUAGAAGAGCUCAUCAAAUAUUACGUGGAGCGUGAUGAGGAGCACAGUUAUGAAUUUUACCUUGAUCGUUAUACCGAGUUCAUGAGCGAUGUUCUUCUCAACGUGGCGUCAGUCGACGGUAUCUUAGCCCGUCGAAAAGCAGGUUGGAAAAUGUAUGCAUACUCUUUUGACCACUAUAAUGAUGCCAUAUGGAACUCAGAUGUCCCGGAAAGGUUGCGAGGUUCACCGCAUGUCAACGAGUAUCCGUAUAUUUUUGGUCUUUUCAUCUUGGGUAAUUUUGAGAUGGGCGAAAAGGAGCAAAUUGUCGCUGAUGUAAUUCAACAAUCUUUUAUUAAUUUUGUGAAAUCCGGGUAA
Cylicocyclus nassatus is the source of this 1419-nucleotide messenger RNA. The record is from the annotation of a GenBank genome assembly. Lineage: Eukaryota; Metazoa; Nematoda; Chromadorea; Rhabditida; Strongylidae.